AUAUAACGUCACCACAGUCCAGCCUAAUAUUAGGUCGAGGAAUGGCAACGAAAACAAUUAUGAGACAAUGUUGGACUCAAGAAAUAGAUCAAUUUAGAGUGAAUCAAUAUAGAAGAAGUGCUUGUUGUUUUCUUCGAGAAAAAAUAAUCCGCUGCGUCGAUGCCCAAUCAUACAUCUUUGAUAUAUAUUCCGACUUCAUCGUGACCAUUCAAAAUUUAGCCCAGAAGGUAUUUCCCGAAUGUACUGAUCAAAUGUGUUUCACUUUGUUGUACAAAUACCUAAAGAGUGAAUUGCACCGUGGUAACACUGAACGAUUAGAAAUGAUGAGGAAAAACGGUCAUUUACGAAACGGAGGUCGUGUUGAUGAAGUUUCGUUAGCUGAACUAAUCCACAUCAAUGGCUUUUGGCAACACCAAAGACGUUCAGCCGAACAAAAUAAUCAGGAGUGUACUGGGCCACCAGCUAAACGGCUACGUCUCAACUGGAAUUAGUUACCAUUCGAAGGAAACCUGUCCAAUUAGCGUAAUGCUCUCACGAAUCAGUUAUAACAUCAGUGAAUCGAAUUAAUUCUGUAUGACAGAAUUCCACCGCCGCCGCAACUACCGACCUACUUAGA
Adelges cooleyi (spruce gall adelgid) is the source of this 616-nucleotide messenger RNA. RefSeq lists its product as uncharacterized. NCBI's taxonomy places the organism in Eukaryota, Metazoa, Arthropoda, Insecta, Hemiptera, Adelgidae. The coding region runs from base 42 to 491 and encodes 149 amino acids. The record is from RefSeq and is a predicted model, not a curated record. The transcript has 4 exons.